This is a messenger RNA of Exophiala viscosa, 3596 nucleotides long. RefSeq lists its product as uncharacterized. Lineage: Eukaryota; Fungi; Ascomycota; Eurotiomycetes; Chaetothyriales; Herpotrichiellaceae. The coding region runs from base 307 to 3219 and encodes 970 amino acids. The transcript has a single exon. Gene Ontology annotation, molecular function: protein binding; metal ion binding. The record is from RefSeq and is a predicted model, not a curated record.
AGUGCCUCGCCUUUCGGCUACACGAGCUUGAAUCGAGUUAGGCGUUGAACUUAGGUACUGUACCUUUGGUUAUUUGCACGGCCAGUGACCAUCAGCCCUGCGCUGCGCUGCUGCCAAAGAGUCGCCUGUUCCUUCGCCUGCUGGGACGAUUCGGGCUGUUCAUGCGCCGUUCUUUACACAUCAGCUCGCACAGCAACAAAAACAUGUUUAAACGGUCCUAUGAGGCAUGUAUAUAGGUGCACACGGAACCUCUGCGAGCGAUCAUAAUACGGCACCUCAUACCGAGAUCAUGACCUCGGUCAUCCCAUGGCUGCAACCACCUCGUCGCCCAGCACGGGCCUCCUCAAUCUCGAAAAGGAACUCGUCUGUUUCAUCUGCACCGAAAUCCUUUACCAACCGCUCACUCUCAUUGACUGCUUGCACACCUUUUGCGGCUCGUGCUUGAAGGAAUGGUUCUCACAUCAACACCGCAAAGCUACCCACUCUCACUCGUCAUCCUCCGCCAGUCCCUACACUUGCCCAACAUGUCGCGCUCCAGUAAAAGAUGCUCAGCACAAUGCCAUGAUAAAUACGCUGUUGGACAUGUUCCUUGUCGCCAAUCCCUCCAAGGGCAGAUCUCCCGAGGAGAAGGCUGAGAUGUCUCAGGCCUACAAGCCCGGCGAUGAAAUAAUGCCCAAGGUUGAAAGCCAUAGAAGGAGGGAGCGACGAAGGCGCGACGACGAAGAGGCUUCUGGCAGGGAGCGAAGGCCGCAAGAGAAUGACACUCGUAUUAGUGGCGCACGGGGACAACAGCUACACCCCUCGUCCGCUGACAAUAGACGUGCGCCACGUCAGGCAAGCAGCAGAAGUCGGGAGUCCAGAGAAAGGUCAGAAAGAUCAGAUGAUUCUGCUCAUCGGGACAGAGGACACAGACAACCUAGCGCGGAUGCAGUUGUAUCUCGACCUCGAAAUGCUGGUUCUCCUGACGCUACUGAUCGUUCAUCCUUGUCUCCGCUAGCCAGCUCACCAAGACAUCCAGAUGCAGUGGAAGCCCGUCAGAGAGGUGCACGGACCGUGGCUCAUCAAGCAAGUUUGCGAUCUAUCGUCAGCGCCUCUGAAAGUGGUACCGGCACCGGCGACAGCUUGAACGAAGCCCAGUUGAUGCAGGAGAUCCUGUCUGAGGGUCUUCUUGACGGCAUCAACCUUGAUGACUUGACUGAAGCGGAGCAGGAUGAACUCAGCGAGUAUAUUGCGGAGCGGUAUCGACAACUACACCCAGAGAGAGCUCGGCGAACACCAUCAGACGAAAGUAGACACGAGAUUCCACCACGAACUGCAGUUCAGCCUGUAGAACAACUCGAAGAAGCAGAUCGUGUUCCUUGUGGCCCUCCAAGAGGCAAUCAACGACGACCCAUACAGCCGAGUCCGAGAUCCAGUCGCAACGUUGUCAUUGGUGGGAGUGGUGGUCGACCACCUACUUCAUUCCCUCAAACUGGGAUUGAUCCUGCCAUGACGAUGCCUCAGGAUGCGCGGCAUCGACGGACGGCUUCUAAUGAAAGUGGAAGGAGCGAACCUUCCUCAAUGAGAACAGGUAGAAGGUCCGCUACAGACCUUGUCGACAGACCACAAUCUAGCUCGUCAGGUUCAGGCCGUCCACGGCAGCUUUCGAACACAAACAGGGCCCAGACCGAACCUAGGAACGCCCCAAGGGUUUCAGAAGUUUGGCAAGCUGCUGGGCGGCAGAUCGGUACGCCGGCACAGACUGAAUCCCCUGGUCCGCAAUCGCUCACACCUGAUCAUGUCGGCCCUAUGAUGUCCGGCGUCAACAAUGCUCCAGUCCCUACAGUGAUGGCAGGAUUAGAUUCCGCUACGUCGACGCAUGAGUGGGCGACAUCGUUGAUGCCGACUGGCUCAAGAAAUAUUGAACAACCCGCGGUCUCAUGUGCGCACUGUUCGCGUGCAAACAUAGAGUAUGAAGUGCAUAGGCAUUGCGCCGCUUGCGAUCUGGAUCUUUGCCUACGUUGUUACAGAGCUGGCCGUGGCUGCAAUCACUGGUUCGGAUUUGGACACGCGGCCAUGGUCAAAUUUGAAGCGUCACAUACUGCUAGAAGCAGCCAAGCUAUUGAGCUGCCUCACAUUCUUGUCGGCCGCCAAUAUCAGAAGAUAGCAUCGAGGACGGGUGGAAAUAGCAGGAACGGAACAAGUACGUCCUCCGUUGCCACAGUACCCCCUCAGGAGGGCAAUUUUUGUGAUCGAUGCGGUGCAUUUGCCAAUGACUGCUUCUGGGCUUGUGAUGUCUGCAACGAUGGUGAGUGGGGCUUUUGCAAAGACUGUGUCAACACGAACCAUUGUUGUCGACACCCUUUAUUGCCUGUUGCUCACAAAUCAUAUGCUCCUGGAAACUUUACACAACAAGUACACAACACAACACAAGCUAGUUCUAUGGCAAUGAGCCCAUACAAUGCCAGGAUUCGAGCAUCAUCACCUGCACAUAGUGCGCCAUCCAGUGCGAAUUCAACGAACGGUCCAGCUUCGAGUCACCGCGCGGAUUUUGUAUCGUUGAUCAUUACAACACAUUGUGACGAUUGCUCGAGGUCGAUCUCUCCAGAGGAGAUGCGGUAUCACUGCCCCGCCCAUCCCACGCCGUCACCGGACAAGCCUGAACAGAAGGGCGAUUUCGAUCUUUGCAACAAUUGCUACCUGAAUCUCGUCAAUACACGGCAAAUCAAGCGUGAAGAUGGCCCUGACGGCUGGCGUCUUUGCCCCAGUGGACACCGCAUGGUUGCUGUAACUUUUGAGCAAAACAAAGAUGACGACCAACGCAGAACCAUCGCUCGAGACAUGGUUGGAGGGACUAAGACGACAGAAGCAGACAUCGCUGCAUGGAAGCUUGCGAAAGCACAGCUCAACGAACCUCGUAUCGAAGAUACAUCAAGGAACCUCCACAGCAGAGGCCAGUGGACAUGGCGAGAAGAUCCAUCUGGUGGGAGACGUGCCACUCGAGCCAGGACCGCAACACUUUCAUCCUCAUCAAACUUCCCGCCAGACGGUGGCAUAGGCAAGGUCUGUCGUGCACUUUGGAGCUAUUACCCUGAAGAGGGUGAGGAUGGAAAAGGCGAGUUGAUGUUCCCGAAACAUGCCGAUGUGCGCGAGGUCGAAGAAGUUAACGAGGAGUGGUGGUUUGGAGUGUACGCUGGAGACCAAGGUGUCUUCCCCGCUGUUUAUGUCAGGGAGUCAUGAACUUGAACCCACGUUGAAAGGCAGAUGAUUGAAUCUGCGGAAAGAUCUGGAGCAUCGAAGUCGAAAUGCUCGGGAUUUCAAUAAUGAGGCAUACAAGUACGGAUAAUGGCGGACCAGGUUACACGACUAUACGAAGACCAUGUUCAACGGAUUCCACAGGCACAGGUUCCACAAACGGCACAUGAGAUAUGAUAUAUAUACCCUUCUAUUCUCCUGGAUUACCAAAAUAAAUCUCCUCAAGUUUUCUACUGGUCAGGCAUCUUGAGGAAAUGGCGGUAUUCCAUAUAGGUUCAUAGCGCAAUGCAAGCCAUCGAUUAGUUCCAAUGGGUCGGCCUUCGCAUUCAUCACCCCAGUAGUCGACCAUCUCCAAGUAAUUC